This is a messenger RNA of Olea europaea var. sylvestris, 696 nucleotides long. RefSeq names its product ADP-ribosylation factor-like protein 5. NCBI's taxonomy places the organism in Eukaryota, Viridiplantae, Streptophyta, Magnoliopsida, Lamiales, Oleaceae. Gene Ontology annotation, molecular function: GTPase activity; GTP binding. Gene Ontology annotation, biological process: vesicle-mediated transport; protein localization to Golgi membrane; intracellular protein transport. Gene Ontology annotation, cellular component: trans-Golgi network; cytoplasm. The transcript has 2 exons. The annotation marks the transcript as partial. The record is from RefSeq and is a predicted model, not a curated record.
GCCGGCAAAACGACGACGCUUUACAAGCUGCAUUUGGGAGAGGUGGUUACUACGCACCCUACUGUUGGCAGCAACGUUGAGGAGCUUGUCUACAAAAACAUACGAUUCGAGGUUUGGGAUCUCGGUGGGCAAGAGAGACUUCGGACAUCAUGGACAACAUAUUAUCGUGGGACGCAUGCAGUUAUCGUAGUGAUAGACAGCACCGAUAGAGCUAGGAUCUCCCUUAUGAAGGAUGAACUAUUUAAGCUGCUUCCACAUGAGGAUUUACAAAGUGCAGUUGUACUCGUCUUUGCAAACAAACAGGAUCUUAAUGAUGCCAUGACUCCUGCUGAAAUAACCGACGCUCUAUCCCUCCACAGUAUCAAGAACCAUGAUUGGCAUAUUCAAGCUUGCAGUGCUCUCACUGGCGACGGUCUGUAUGAUGGUUUGGGAUGGAUCGCACAGCAUGUCACUGGGAAAGCGCCAAGCUAGAAUGAUGAGGUCCCAUGAAAAUGUUAUUGUAAUGUUUUCCAGUUCGGAGAAUAGAGAUCGUUUCAUGUAUCAUUAAUCUUGUGGUUCGGAAUUCUCAUGUUGAUUUUUCUUGAAAGGGUUGUCUUGGGCAAAAUUUCCCUUUAUUGUAGUUGAUAUAUGUCAAAACAUUUUUUUUUAUCCAUAUUGGCAAAAUCAAUGUAACAUCUUGAAAAUAUCUACUAUUUU